UAUCAUACCACAUCCUUUUUCAUACAUGCAACACUGAAAAAGCAGCCAAAAGAGAGAAAACACAUGAUUUGCCUCUGAAGAAACCGAUGAUUCUUUGUCUCCAACCCUGCAUUUAUUCGCAUGAACGAAACCCCAUCAUCUCUCAUACCUUCACACGUCAGUUUAAGGGACAAAACAAAGCAAGUCUCACACUCUCAGAGAGAGAGAGAGAGAGAGAGAGAGUUCUUGUAGAUGAUCAUGGGAAAGAAGCUGGGGCUAGUGCAUUGGCUAUUGUUGAUGCAAUUGCAAUAUCAUUGCUUGUAUGGAGCGGCGGCCUCGGUGCAAGAGAAGGCGGAGACGGCGAUCCCAAUCACGACGAUGUCCCCUCCGGCGGAGGGCAACACGACUUUCCUCGGCGGCACGACGUGGUGCGUGGCCCUUUCGGGUGUCCCCCAGGCCGACCUCCAGAACGCGCUGGACUGGGCCUGCGGGCUCGGGAUGGCCGACUGCAAGCCGAUCCAAGAGGGCGGGGCGUGCUUCGAUCCCGACACGCUUGUGUCCCACGCCUCAUAUGCCUUCAACAACUACUACCAGCAGAACGGCAAUUCGGAGAUCGCGUGCAACUUCGGCGGGACCGCCGCGCUCACUAAAGCCGAUCCAAGUUACGGAAAAUGUGUCUACUCCGCGCCGGGCUUGGCCUCGCCUGCGCCGCCACGACCCGAGCACGACCCGAGCCUCUUCGGCAUCAAGAUGGCGGGGAUCUUGCUGAUGUUGCUGCUGUGAGAUCAGAUGAAGCUGCAAAAAAGAUGAUGCACAAUCACCUCCAAGUGAUUGAAAGUGGUGUUUAAUGUCUAUUACUAUCGGGAUCGGCUCAAUUUUGUUCGCAUGAAUUUCUAUUUUGGCCAUCUAAUAUUUGUUUGCACAUAUGAAUCAUCAUCUGCUUUCGCGUCUUUUUCUUGCUCAGAUGAAAAGGGCGCUACCAAAGAAGAGAUCGCCUAAUGCCAAAAGCCCAAAUCGAUCCUGGAAAAUUUAUGCGCGAUAUUUUCAAACCUGAAAGAACUUGAAACGUACCCGACUAAUUGUGUAUCAUUCGAUAUAUUCUUGAUACAUUAAUGUUAUUCAAGAAAUAAUGUGUUUUACUUCGAUAA
Syzygium oleosum is the source of this 1127-nucleotide messenger RNA. RefSeq names its product glucan endo-1,3-beta-glucosidase-like. Lineage: Eukaryota; Viridiplantae; Streptophyta; Magnoliopsida; Myrtales; Myrtaceae. The coding region runs from base 232 to 762 and encodes 176 amino acids. The transcript has 4 exons. The record is from RefSeq and is a predicted model, not a curated record.